AUGCACGAGAAGCACCUCACAUCAUCUAUCCUCUUUAGCAAGCACAGCGGCAAUUCAUUGGACGAGGUGGAUAUAGUCAUUCGACAGUGUCAAUCCCCUGAAAAUACAUAUAGCAACAACAGCAACACAAAGCCCAUGAUGCGUACUAGUGCUACUACUGCCGUUGAUUCGCUACGCCGACAUUGGUAUUCAGACUUUUGUUCUGAAUGUGGUGUCGAUGUCUUUCGAUUUUGUCACGAACAUUGGUGUAAAAACUUUCAAUGA
Lichtheimia ornata is the source of this 264-nucleotide messenger RNA. RefSeq lists its product as uncharacterized. The transcript has a single exon. NCBI's taxonomy places the organism in Eukaryota, Fungi, Mucoromycota, Mucoromycetes, Mucorales, Lichtheimiaceae. Bases 1 to 264 code for a protein of 87 amino acids. The record is from RefSeq and is a predicted model, not a curated record.